Esox lucius (northern pike) is the source of this 1610-nucleotide messenger RNA. It is a transcript of the gene otpa, whose product is annotated as orthopedia homeobox a. Gene Ontology annotation, biological process: neuron differentiation; regulation of DNA-templated transcription. Bases 104 to 1135 code for a protein of 343 amino acids. NCBI's taxonomy places the organism in Eukaryota, Metazoa, Chordata, Actinopteri, Esociformes, Esocidae. The record is from RefSeq and is a predicted model, not a curated record. Gene Ontology annotation, molecular function: DNA-binding transcription factor activity, RNA polymerase II-specific; DNA binding. The transcript has 3 exons.
ACAAACCGAAUUUGCUUUCAUUUAGGCUAUAUAUAUAUAUUUUAAAUAGGUUAAAGUCAUAGAGAUUUUUUUGAAAUAGCAUUUCGCCCUGGAGCGGUGCGCAAUGCUAUCGCACGCCGACCUCCUGGAUGCUCGCCUCGGUGAGUUAUCAACGCCAAACUCCGGUCUUCAACUCUACUGGAUGAAGGAUGCCGCUGCAGAGCUGCUGGGUCACAGGGAGGCUCUUAAGUGCAGACUAGGCGGUGGAGUGGGACCUGACCCAGGCCACUCGGGCGAGCUAGCCCCGGGCCCAGACACCGUGGAAGGGGCCACCAUGCUCCCAGGAGACGAUAUCAACAAUGGUGGAUCCAACCCAUCCGGCGUGCAGGUUAACAGUAAAGAGCAACAGGACAAGCAGCAGCAGAAUAAUUCCAGCCAAUCCGGAGGAAAUCAGAGUCAAAGUCAGAAACAAAAACGGCAUCGGACCCGGUUCACCCCGGCCCAACUUAACGAACUGGAGCGCAGCUUCGCGAAAACACAUUACCCAGAUAUCUUCAUGAGGGAGGAACUGGCCCUACGGAUCGGCCUAACGGAAUCUCGCGUUCAGGUAACGGAAUCUCGCGUGCAGGUUUGGUUCCAGAACCGACGCGCCAAGUGGAAGAAACGCAAGAAGACCACGAACGUGUUUCGUUCUCCGGGGACGCUGUUGCCCACCCACCAUGGUCUGCACAGCCAGUUUAACUCUGCCGCAGCCGCAGCCGCGGCUAUGGGCGAUAGCCUGUGCUCCUUCCACGCCAACGACACCCGUUGGGCCACAGCAGGAAUGCCUGGCGUCUCUCAAUUGCAACUCCCCCCAGCCCUGGGUCGCCAGCACCAGCAUGCAAUGGCACAGUCCCUGUCCCAGUGCAGUCUGUCCGGUCCGCCUCCCAACUCCAUGGGGCUUUCAAACAUGUCGUCAAACGGAUCCGGGCUGCAGUCUCACCUCUACCAGAACCCGUUCCCCGGGAUGGUCCCGUCCUCCUUGUCCGGUCCUACCAACGUCACGAGCUCGCCCCAGCUGUGUAGCUCCCCGGAAAGUGACGUCUGGAGAGGGACGAGCAUCGCCUCCCUGCGGCGCAAAGCGCUAGAGCACACAGUAUCCAUGAGUUUUACUUAGUAGUAACCACCACCAGGCCAAGGGUCACGUUUUACGUGUUUUUAUUUUUUACUUCGUGAAUUUCUCUAUCAUUUUUUUGUUGUUGUUGUUGAACACAUGGCGUAAUACAGCUGGACAAGGAUGAGAAAGUCUCCAAGCAAGGCAACAGCAAAACAACAGACCUGUCUCACAGUUUUGUUGCCAAGCUAAUACACAAACCAAACGAUUUGAAGAUGGAUAAAUAUUUCAUCUUUAGCGCUAUUAAUUUAUUUGCGCAAGUAUUUAUUCAUAACUUUACACAUGUAUUUAUUUGACAUGUAUGUAUAUUUAUUUAUUGCUUUAUCAAUGUAUUUAUUUAUCAAAUGUUUUAUUUCCUCAUUUUAAUUUCCUUAGCCUUUAAAAAAAAAGUGUAGCCUUGGCUACUGAUAUUUGCUACUGGAGUUUCUAAAAGUUUCCACAGGCGGAUGGUCGAGGGUCUAAAAACUCUCAAAAAAAA